Molecule: messenger RNA, 3875 nt
Organism: Pseudogymnoascus destructans
Lineage: Eukaryota; Fungi; Ascomycota; Leotiomycetes; Thelebolales; Thelebolaceae
Exons: 3
Coding region: 390-3413 (1007 amino acids)
Biological process (GO): DNA-templated transcription; regulation of DNA-templated transcription
Molecular function (GO): DNA binding; zinc ion binding; DNA-binding transcription factor activity, RNA polymerase II-specific
Source: RefSeq, a predicted model, not a curated record
CUUGUCGUGCCCACUGAUCCCCACUUGGAGCUCAGCGUUAGUUCUCCCCGCUCUGCCCCCGUCUAUCCGCCCGCCGCCCACAACAAAGUAACCCUACCACACUGUGGCUUUCUAAUAUACCAAUCUACCCCAUUCUACCAUGCACUGCACCAACACAGCUCCAGAUAGCUGCUGACUUCACAAUCGCUCUUGCUUGGGACAAGCGAUUUAUCCCAGCCUUUGCAGGCUUUCCUUCCACCUUCCGCCAGCUUCGACACGGACAGCCGCCGGAUCUGUCGUGUCAGCAUAACAUGACCAUAGAAACGUGCAACUGGAGAUGAGAUGCGACUCUGCCCCGCUCACGCUCAGCCCUGCAAGUUUAUCCAGCUCUCCCUGGUUCCUGAUGAAGAAUGAGCUUGUGGUCGGCUGGCAGAGGCGCCGCUAAGAUGUCGACCGUGGUGCUCCCAACCCCGAAGCAGAUUCGAUUCGUGAAUAACGAGGGUCGCCCACCGGCGAAGAGGAGGAGGGUCGAUGCCGCAUGCCAGACGUGUCGCAAGCGAAAGAUACGAUGCGACGGAAAGCGUCCGGAAUGCUCGACGUGCAAAGAAAACCGGCAUGUGUGCAUGGGGUAUGAGGCUCCAUCGAACUCGGGUGCAGGAAAGAACUCGGAUACCAAAAACUUUGCUGCCGACGACGCCGACGAGGACGACGAGGACAACAUACACGAAGACAUCAGGCCGAAGAUUCCUUCCCCCACCUCCCGGCGAGCUGAUACGAAGCUUCAUAGAGUCCUCUCUGAGGAACAUAGGAUUUCCGAGGAAUCGACUGGCUAUGGCGACCAGUCACCAGGUGCCGCUGGUGACAAUACAGCAUACACUGACGAUGGCCAAAGUUCCCAGACCCUGAAUCGCCGAGUCCCAUAUUUCCGUUGGUUCGGCCCAACGGCCAUCGUGCGGGGAUUUAAACAGAUGGUAGUGUCUGUUAGUCAUCCUGGCCGUAAAAUAGGUCCUACAUCGCUGUCGUCUGCAUCACCACUAUCAAACUCCUAUAGCCCUGGAGGAGACCAAAUUUUUUCAAAUCCACGUCGCUCAUCAAUGUCGAUUGGAGAGCCACGGAACGAUCUUGGGCUGCCAUUAUAUGAUAUUAGCAAUUCAGAGCCAGUUCCAUCAUUGAUAAAGCACCUCGUCAAGAUCUUUUUCGUACAUCUCGGAUGCAACUUUCCAUUUCUACGCAAAGAUAAGGUGCUACGAAUGAUGGAUGACAAGCACUUGGCGCCAAUACUCGUUGAUGCGAUUUGCUCUCUAUCUGCACGGUUCUCAGAAGACCCUCAACUAAUUGGCUCUUUUGGCCCAAAACGCCUCAAGUCGGAAUACGGCCAAGCAUUUGCGCAGCGUGCUAAGGCCGUCGUCACAGACACCUUCCUAUGCCCAACAGUGGAAGCUCUGCAAGCCUGUCUACUUCUCGCAUACGAGGCUUUUGGAGACAACAAGGAUAGCGCCUUGUGGAUGUACACCGGAUGUGCGAUACGUAUGGCAUCUGACCUUGGACUAGAAAAACUAGAUGGGAUCCGCAUCCAAGGUGGCCGACUGCCUAAUUAUUCUCCAAUCCACAAUGACUUCAAUCAGCGCCAGUCUGAUGGUCACCCAGGCGCAGAUAUCGAGCAAAAGGCAUCAGAGCAGGAACGCAUUGACACUCUUUGGGCCAUUUUUACACUUGAUAGGUUCAUCUCGUCCGGAUUAGGAAGACCAGCCACGAUGCGGAGGGAAGACUUUGAGCUAGGCCUACCUGUCAUUACGAUGCUGCCGAAGAGCAACUGGCCCGCACCUCUACCAGCUCUAAUCCAGAUUAUACACCUCUACGGUAGAGUAUCAGAUCUUUUGAAUGGCAUCAAAGGAACUGAGGACAUGACAGAAGGGAAAUUACAAGGCCUCGAAGACAUAUCGAUGGAGGUGACGGCUUGGCAAGCAUCACUGGGUAAAAAACUCGCGUUCAAUUUGGGAAAUUUUUCACAUUAUGACAAGGCCGGCGAAGGAACCAACUUUAUCCUACUUCACUUCUGGUACCAUACACUCAUCAUGGUUGUGUACUGCCCUCAGCUAUGGAGCAGUGCAAUCGCCCAACUACUACCCAAUGACAACCGCAAGUUAAGUAUGUCAUCGGCUAAAACCAUAGCGGACAUCCUGGCAUUCGCAUUUACGAACGAGUCAAAGUGCUUCGUCGGGAACCCCUUUACGAGCCAGCCCAUGUACUUUGCCGCUUCUGCAUUCCUCAUGGAAACGAACAUCCAAAAGGCGUCAUCGCCUACUUCUAGAGAAGGAACUCCACAUAAGGAUACGAAGGCCUCCAGCAAAGCAUCUGUAAAUGUUAAUAUAAAAUGCGAACCUUCGCACCACAAUACGAAACAGACCAAAGUGAAGGCUCAAUCCAACCCUAGUCAGGAUUACCUAUGUUGUUAUAAAGCCCUUCAGCAACUGGAAACAUACUGGGCCGGAACAAAAUACAUAUUGACUGCCCUUGACCAGAAAGCUAUAGGCAUUGCAGACCCAGAGGCCUUCACAUCAGAGGAAAUGGAAAGCACAAAGGUUCGUCCAGGUACCGUACACGAUUGGAAACGAACUCUUCCGCCUCCGUUUGCACAACCGUCUCCUAGCAUGAAAUCUAUGGCUCCGAAGAUGUCCCCAAAGACCGAAGGAUCUGCGUCGCCCACUGUGGAUGGAGGGACAAAUCAGCCUAUCUGGUGGGCAUUGACAGGAACGACGAACUCUCCCAACUCGAAUGUAACUUUGAUGUUUCCGCAGGCACCUGGCGACACUGCAUCGCCAGCUCCGCCACCCGCAACAGGACAGACCCAACAUAAGUUUUAUGAUCCUAUUCGCCCAAGCGUCCCGGAAUCCACGAGACCAACGAAUAUAACAGUUACGUAUCCGCCAUACAAUAUUGGCUAUUCUCCGCAGCAGCCGCAGCAGCAUAUACCAAUGCAGCAAAGCAUGGUACCACCAUCACAAAGGUAUAACACGAUCGACGAUAGUCACAGGGACGCUGCAAUGCUCAUUGAGCUAAAGCAGUCGCCUAAUCCCUAUGGAAGAAGCAUGGCUCCCAACCCCUACGACACAAUGAGCAGCCAGCCUUCGACGGGGCCCUCGCAGCACUUGGCGCACGGGCUGUACGAUGGCCCUGUGCGGUACGAUUAUGGGGCGGCCUUCGGCCCCAUCACGGAGAUGCCCUACCAGGGCUGGGGCGUAACUGGCUACUAUGGUCUGGACAUGGAGGGCGUUACACUGGGGUCGGGCGAUAUGACCUUCACGACGCGGGAUGUCGAUUUGAGCAAUAUGGAUACCGAUUUUUCGCAGAUUCUGGAACAUGUGCAGUAUCUGCCAAACACAGACUUCAACGUGGGCGGUGAUGUAGGGCACUAUAGGGGUAACGGGGAGUAAGGGGAGUAAUGGGAGUAAUUGGGGGUAAUGAGGAAUAAUGGGUAGGCGGGAGGCGCUCGAGGGAGAAAGGGGAUGGGCUGGUCUGUGUAAUCUGGGGGAUAACCACCAAUGCGUUUGUGUGUGGGUGAGGUGGGUGGACAUCUGACUACGAUUAUGACUGAUAUGAAACACGGCUUCGCCGCAAUAUGUUUUUUAUUUUCAUUUCAUAUGUAGAUACCCUUUUUCCAUGUCGUACUCUCUCAAUAUUUAAACAUUUUCUAUGAAGAAUAUCAUGCUCUUAGUUAAUGUGUUGUUUCUCUUCAAAAUGAGAACGGUUCGCGGGGUCCAGAGAUCCGUUUUAGGUUUAGUGCCACGUUGAGGGGGACAGGAAGGAACGACGCAUAUCUGGGGACGUCGAUUCUAGAACAGGGGCAAAUUAAAGAGUAGUGAUCUAAGGGCAAUAUAACUCGAUUAAGUCUCAAC